This is a messenger RNA of Necator americanus (New World hookworm), 201 nucleotides long. RefSeq lists its product as uncharacterized. The transcript is spliced from 2 exons. The record is from RefSeq and is a predicted model, not a curated record. Lineage: Eukaryota; Metazoa; Nematoda; Chromadorea; Rhabditida; Ancylostomatidae. The coding region runs from base 1 to 201 and encodes 66 amino acids.
AUGGAGGUUCGAUUACACCCCGCUAUCUCGAUGUUCCGCUGUUGCAAUAGAUAUACGCAGCAGGGCUCCCGGUUAUCGAGCGCACUGGUUCAAUUACCUCAACUUAGAGAUGCAGGAGCUCACAACGCGUCGUGGAUGUGCGUCGGUCGUACGGAUGGACAAAUUGCUGCUUUGUAUAACAGUAAGAUUUCCGAAUGCUGA